Messenger RNA from Arabidopsis thaliana (thale cress), 672 nucleotides. RefSeq lists its product as uncharacterized. Lineage: Eukaryota; Viridiplantae; Streptophyta; Magnoliopsida; Brassicales; Brassicaceae. The transcript is spliced from 2 exons. Bases 1 to 585 code for a protein of 194 amino acids. The record is from RefSeq and is marked reviewed.
AUGAUCGCAGAAAUUUACUUGGACAACACCUAUAAAAUGGAACGCGAAAGAGCCUGCACCGUCUGCCCCCUCGACCCCGGGAGUCCCUUGUUUCUGUCCGGCGAUGGCUUCGAGCCCACCGGUGUCCUCUUUCCAAACGCUUUUUUCCACUUCCCUUCGAAAGAUAAAAAGGAGGCGUACGACUUUAUGGACAAGGUCGUCGACAAGCAUCGCCGCUUGUACGAUGAAAGGCAGCGUUUGGGCCUCAAGAGGCAAACGCUGGAGGCCCGAAUUGCCCGUAUCGAGAGGAAGAUAAGGGCUAUGGAGAGCGACCCUUUUCAAUGGGAGUGGAGGAACUUCGACUGCGUGGCGAAGAUCCCGCACAUGCUCCGGAUGUACCUUCGUGCUCGAGGCCAAGUCUCCGGUCCUGUAAACGCUCCGGUUCAAGUGAUCCCGUCUGACAGUGAGGACAGUGACGACGAGGAGGAGGACAGUAACCCCUGGAAGCGCGUGAAGAAUGAACCCGACGUGGACGUCAAAAACGAGGCGUCCACUUCGAACCCCGAACCGGCGAUGCAGGAGCCUGUUCCUGAGCCCCUUCCCUAAAUGUUUUCUGAGACUCAAAACCUUUUAUUUUCGCAUGGACUUACCUACUCGGCUUCGGCCCAGUUUAUUUAAGGAAACUUUCCAACU